Trichosporon asahii var. asahii CBS 2479 is the source of this 1044-nucleotide messenger RNA. RefSeq lists its product as uncharacterized. The record is from RefSeq and is a predicted model, not a curated record. Gene Ontology annotation, cellular component: mitochondrion. NCBI's taxonomy places the organism in Eukaryota, Fungi, Basidiomycota, Tremellomycetes, Trichosporonales, Trichosporonaceae. The transcript has a single exon. Bases 1 to 1044 code for a protein of 347 amino acids. Gene Ontology annotation, biological process: mitochondrial respiratory chain complex I assembly; mitochondrial electron transport, NADH to ubiquinone.
AUGUCGUUCGCACAGCGCCUGAACCGCUCCCUCGACGGCCUCAAGCGCAACACGGGCAAGGGUAUGUGGAACACCGCGAGUCGUCCGCUGACGACCUCGGCAGUCCUCCGCAUGAACCCGGACCCGCACAGCGGCGCCCUCCCCAUUUUCUCCUUCACGGCCGACUCACCCCCCGUCAAUGAGGUGGGCGACUUUGCUCUGGGCUCCGACCUCGACAUUGGCGGUCAGUCGACCUGUGUCUUCACCCAGGUCAGCGACAAGGGGGACAACCUCGGCGAGAUUGCCAACACGGACAGCGGGUCUGUGGCCCAGCUGCCGUCCUCGGCCGGGAGCGCGGCUGACGACACCGGCCCCUCGGGCGGGGCCUACUCGGCCCAGACGCAGCAUGAGGAGAAGGGCAAGCCGUCCCACGCGUCCUUCCACGGCAUCCUCUCCCUCAACGUCCCCGCCGAGCACCGGGGCAAGAUCCGCACGGGCUACGCCGCCUUCCGCAACCGCAAAAGGCAGACGCUCAUGGGCGAGGAGACCUGGGACCUGGACCGGUACACGCACCUCCGCGUCGAGCUGGCCUACAGGGGGUGGGACGUCUGGCGCUCGCGCUGGGUGUGCAACCUCCAGACGGACGGGCCGGUGCGUUCCGAUCUCUUCCAGCACCGUCUCGAUCUUCCCUCCGAGUAUGCUUCGAAGGAACCGACGCCCAUGUCGCCGCUGAAAUGCACCGGUCUCAACUUUACGACCGUCCACCUGCCCCUCGACGGGUUCGUGCUCACCAACUCGGGCCAGACGAGCGAGAAGCAGAUCAAGAUGAUGCAGAACAAGAUCCGCACCAUCGGCUUCGCCCUCCUCGGCGGAGGACGGAGUGCCGAGAACGAGGCACCCGCCGCACUCGAGGCCGAGUCCGAGGCCCCCAAGAACAAGUACCACAAGGUCGGCGGCGGCGCACCCACCUCCGAGGGCAUGCCGACCGACCACCAGAGCGAGGGAUACUACGAGCUCUGUAUCCGCAAGGUCGACGCCGUCAGGUGGAACACCGAGGACGAGUAG